AUGGCUCCCAUCAAGCGCAAGGGGAAUGCCCCAGAGGAUGUUUCUGCCCGUAACCCUCAGAAACGUGUGCGCGUGGGCACUGAAGAGCGCAAGAAAGAGGGCAAGAACCUUUUGUCCGCCGACUCUGCGCCGAAAGCUUCUGAGCUCACAGUCGUGCGAGACGACGAGCCCUCCUUUCCUCGUGGUGGCGGAAGUGUCUUGACACCACUUGAACGAAAACAAAUUCAUAUAAAAGCGACAAAGGAUGUUCUCUUCGAGCAAAAGAGCGGUGGUUCCAAGAAGCCUUCUAAAGGACUCGACGAUGGAUUCGAGGAUGAUACAGAUAUGGAAGACGCAGACGAGGAGAACGAGACAGCUCCCUCCAAGAAAUCCCAAAAGCCAAAGGGCAAAGGCAAGAAAGAUGCGAAAAAGGAUAAGCGUGAGAAGCAGGGUGUGAAGAUUGAAGGCUUAAGCUUCAAGCGUCUGGUACCGGGGGCCCUCAUUCUAGGGCAAGUAUCAAGCAUAAAUGCCCACAACAUUGGGCUUUCACUCCCAAACAACCUGACCGGUUACGUCCCUUUGACCGCCGUGUCGAAGACGCUCGAAAACAAAAUUGAAAAGAUGUUAGAGGAGGAGGAGGGACAGAACUCAGACGAUGAGGAUUUCGACUUGAAGGAUUAUUUCUAUCUGGGUCAGUAUCUGCGAACCUACGUCGUAUCAGUUGGAAAUAAAUCGGCCGACGCCAGUUCAAAGAGCAAGAGGCGCAUCGAACUCUCAAUCGACCCAAGGUCAGCGAACACCGGCCUUCAAAAAACAGAUAUUGUCGUCAACACUGCUGUUCAAGCGUCUGUUGCGAGUAUAGAAGAUCAUGGUAUGGUCAUGGACCUAGGUAUUGAGGGAUCUGAUGUCAAAGGAUUCAUGUCAUCAAAAGAGAUUGACCCCAAAACGGACUAUUCUACCACCAAGGAAGGUUCCGUCUUCCUGUGCAUGGUCACUGGUCAAAACGCUAGUGGUAAUGUGGUCAAACUGUCCGCCAACCUCCAAUCUUCCGGGUCGAUCAAAAAGUCCCAUUUCCUUAGUGUGGCGCCUACCAUCAGCUCUUUUGUUCCGGGUGCUGCGGCGGAAAUUCUUCUCACCGAUGUAUCCUCAACAGGAAUGAUUGGGAAAAUAAUGGGAAUGUUGGACACUACCGUGGAUUUGGUGCACUCUGGUGGCGCAACAGGGAAAACGGACUUGACGAAAAAGUAUCACAACGGUGCUAAGAUCAAGGGCCGUAUAUCAUGCACGUUCCCUGGAUCGGAGCCCUACAAAAUUGGUUUCUCAAUGCUCGACCACGUUCAAAAAUUCACAACUGAGGGCCAUGGCCCCAAUUCCUCUGAUGAUGCUCCUGGAAUCUCUGCCGUGAUACCGGAGGCUACCAUUGUGAAUGUAGAUCCAGGCCUUGGUGUGUACGUCCAAAUUGGAUCCACGAAGCAUAUGGGAUUUGUCCAUGUUUCAAGACUAGCAGAUGGGCAGGUCGAAACGAUUUCUUCCGAUCAUGGCCCCUUCAGAACAGGCACCACUCACGAGGCGAGGGUUGUUGGAUAUAGCGCUAUUGAUAACCUCUACUCACUUUCUUUCGAGAGAAAGGUUAUUGACCAACCCUUCUUUCGUCUAGAGGAUGUCACCCUUGGUGCAGUUGUCAAAGUAAAUAUAACUAAGGUUCUGGUUGGAGAAUCCGGAGUCACUGGCCUGAUUGUUUCUCUAACCGACGGUAUAACGGGGUUCAUCCCAGCGGUGCACUUUGCAGAUACGCGCUUACAGUUCCCCGAAAAGAAAUUUCGAGAGAAUGCCACAAUCACAGCAAGAGUCUUAUCAGUUAACCUCGAGAAGCGUGAAGUCCGUUUGACUUUGAAAAAGAGUCUCCUGAAUAGCGAAGCUGCCGUUUGGAAAGACUACCGAGACAUACUCCCCGGCUCUCAGUCCCCGGGAACCAUUGUCAAUAUCUUGCCUAAUGGUGCCGUGGUUCAAUUUUACGGUUCAAUCCGCGGCUGGCUUUCCGUAUCGGAAAUGAGCGAGGCUUAUAUCAAGGACCCUUCCCAACACUUUAAACUCGGCCAAGUCGUCAAUGUGCAUGCAUUGAACGUCGACGCCUCUCAGGAGAAGCUUUCUGUGUCUUGUAGAGACCCAUCAUCCCUUGCUGAAGGUUACCGCACGGCAUUUGAAACUAUCCGUCCUGGCCAGUCUGUCACUGGAACUGUCUUUGAAAAGUCCGACGAUUAUGUGCUCCUAAAGUUGGAUGAUCUCGGCGGACUCGUGGCUCGAUUGAGCGUGGAUCAGAUUGCGGACGGAUCUACUUCCAAACGGGCCUCGACUCUAUCCAAGGUCCGAGUGGGACAGAAGCUUAACGAGCUUGUUGUCCUUGAUAUCCACCGUGCCCAUCGCCUCAUUCAUGUGACGAGUCGAGCAAGCCUUAAGAAGGCUACCAAGCAAGGGAAAAUGCCGAGCACAUUCGAAGAGCUUCAGGAAGGCUCUGAAAUAACAGGUUUCAUCAGAAACAUUACGUCUACUGGCCUUUUCGUGCAAUUCCUCGGUGGACUUAUUGGCCUUGUUCCGAAACGGCUUAUUGGACCGGAUGUAGACAAGCCUGCUUUUGACAAAACUAACUUCCAGGUGGUGUCUGCGACAAUUCACUCUCUUGAUACUGAUUUCCGGCGCUUCAUUUUGAGCAUGGAUCCUUCGGAGGCGACGCAUGCUGGUCUAAAGGAGCGGUCCACAAAAGAAGGGAAGAAAUCCGCAAAGGAGUCAGCAGCUGCUGGCGAUGAGUCUCUCGUCGAACCCAUUGAUGGGAGCUUAAAGAGCAAGUCUGAUAUAACCGUCGGCCGUGUUUUGAAGUGCAAGAUCAAUUCGGUCAAGGGGACCCAGAUCAAUGUCAAGCUUGCCGAUAAUGUUCAAGGUCGGAUAGAUAUCUCCGAGGUGUUUGACAAAUGGGAAGACAUUGAAAACAAAAAACAACCUUUAAAUAAGUUCCGCCCCGGACAGGUCGUGACGGCAAAGGUUCUUGGUAUGCAUGAUGCUCGCAGUUACACCUUCCUACCCAUCAGCCACCGCACCGGAAAAUUCCACGUCUACGAACUCUCCAUGAAGCCUCGGUUUGUCAAGGCAGAUAACGCUGCGCCCUUGACCAUUGAGCAAGUGCAGGCUGGUUCGUCAUCUUUUGGAUUCGUCAAUAACAUCGGUAGCGACUUCUUUUGGGUCAGUCUAUCGCCCAAUGUCCGUGGAAGGUUGCGGUUCGUUGAUGCGUCUGACGACCUCUCCCUCCUUGCGAAUAUUCAAAAACAAUUCCCGAUUGGAUGUGCUUUGAAGUUCCAUGUGACUGCGGUCGACGCUGCGAAGGGCCACAUUGAUCUCUCAGCGAAGGAAGGGUCUGAUAGCAUCACAAUUGACGACCUGUCCGUUGGCAUGAUUUUGCCUACUAGGGUGACGAAGGUUACCGAAAAACAAGUCCUCAUGCAACUCAACAACUCAUUAGUUGGCGCUGUUGAAUUGAUCGACUUGGCGGACGACUUCUCAAAGGCUGAUCCAAAUACCUAUCAGAAGAACGAGGUCGUCCGUUCAUGUGUCACUGGUGUAGACAAGGCCAACCGGAAGAUUUAUCUCUCCUUACGACCAUCGAAGGUGCUGAGCUCUUCCCUUCCUGUUCAAGACCCGGAAUUCACUUCCAUGAAGCAGAUAGGGGUCAAUGAUAUUAUUCGCGGUUUCGUGCGUCGUGUUACUGAUGGAGGACUUUUCGUGACUGUCGGCCAUGACCUUGCAGCCUUUGUUAGGAUUUCCGAUCUCUCCGACUCGUACCUUAAGGAGUGGAAAGACUCGUUCCAGGUUGGCCAGUUGGUCAAAGGCCGAGUCACCGUCGUUGACCCGGAGCAGAAAAAGCUCCAGAUCAGUUUAAAGAACUCUGUUCUUGAUCCAAACUACAAGGCCCCGGUCACACUUCACGACCUCAAGCCCGGCCAAGUUGUCACUGGCAAAGUGCGUAAGGUUGAGCAGUUUGGUGCGUUCAUCGUUAUUGAUGGUUCGUCUAAUGUUAGCGGACUUUGCCACCGCACCGAAAUGGCGGAUAACCGCGUGGAAGACGCCAGGACUUUGUAUGAUGAAGGGGAUGUUGUCAAAGCAAAGGUUCUCAAGGUCGACCGUGACCAGGGAAAGAUCUCUUUUGGAUUGAAGGCCUCCUAUUUCGACGAUGCAGAAGAUGAGAGCAGUGGCGAUGAGGAUGACGAAUCUGAAGGGGUUAGUCUCGACAGCCUUGACGGCGGUGCCGACAUCCAAGGGCUUGACGACAGCGAAGAUAAUGACAGUGACGCUUCAAUGGGUGGAGUUGAUCUUGGCGACGAGAGUGAAAGUGAAGGCGAGAGUGAAGACGGCUCGGAAGAUAGUGAUGGCGAACCCACAAAAGGGACUCGACAGGGCGGCCUUGGUGCCUUUGGGUUUGAUUGGAAUGGCAACGCGCAAGAUGAAGACGAGGAUAUGCGAUCUGAUUCUGACGAGAACAGGGCGCCACAGAAGAAGAAGAAGCAUCGCAAGCCAGAGAUCCAAGUUGAUCGUACUGGGGAGCUUGAUGCUAAUGGGCCACAGUCGAUUGCAGACUACGAACGACUCUUGCUUGGUGAACCUGACUCUUCCUUGCUUUGGCUGCAAUACAUGGCUUUCCAACUGGAGUUGGGUGAAGUCGACAAGGCCAGAGAAAUCGCCGAACGUGCUCUUCGUACCAUUACCAUUGGCCAAGAUACCGAGAAGCUCAAUAUUUGGGUUGCUAUGCUCAACUUGGAGAACACGUAUGGCGAUGAUGACUCCUUGGAAGAUGUGUUCAAGCGUGCUUGCCAAUACAACGACACGCAGGAAAUCUAUGAACGCUUGACGAGCAUCUACAUCCAGUCGGGCAAAAACGAGAAAGCAGACGAUCUCUUCCGAACUGCCCUCAAGAAGAAGGUCUUCCCAUCCUCUCCCAAGUUUUUUAUCAACUACGCCACUUUCCUAUAUGAUACCAUGGCUGCCCCCGAUCGCGGACGUGGCCUACUCUCUCGAGCCCUCCAAUCCCUCCCCUCCCACACCCACGUUGAAACGACAUCCAAAUUUGCACAGCUCGAAUUCCGCUCUCCGAACGGUGACGUUGAACGUGGUCGCACCGUAUUCGAAGGCCUUCUCUCAUCUUUCCCUAAGCGUGUUGAUCUUUGGAACGUCCUUUUGGACCUGGAAAUCAAGAAUGGCGACGCAGAGCAGGUCCGCCGCUUGUUUGAGCGCGUUCUUGGAAUCAGGGACACAAAGAAGAGCACCGGCUUGGUUAUCGAGGAGGGUAAGAAGGUUAAACCUAAGCAGGCUCGCUUCUUCUUCAAGAAGUGGCUUGAGUUUGAGGAGAAGAAGGGUGACGAGAAGACGGUUGAAGAAACGAAGGCUAAGGCAGCGGAGUAUGUCAAGUCUCUGCAGCAGGAAUGA
This is a messenger RNA of Aspergillus versicolor CBS 583.65, 5448 nucleotides long. RefSeq names its product putative rRNA biogenesis protein RRP5. The coding region runs from base 1 to 5448 and encodes 1815 amino acids. Gene Ontology annotation, cellular component: nucleolus; small-subunit processome. Gene Ontology annotation, molecular function: RNA binding; protein binding. The record is from RefSeq and is a predicted model, not a curated record. NCBI's taxonomy places the organism in Eukaryota, Fungi, Ascomycota, Eurotiomycetes, Eurotiales, Aspergillaceae. The transcript has 3 exons. Gene Ontology annotation, biological process: rRNA processing.